Molecule: messenger RNA, 777 nt
Organism: Tachysurus fulvidraco (yellow catfish)
Lineage: Eukaryota; Metazoa; Chordata; Actinopteri; Siluriformes; Bagridae
Product: GTPase IMAP family member 7-like
Exons: 2
Coding region: 1-777 (258 amino acids)
Molecular function (GO): GTP binding
Source: RefSeq, a predicted model, not a curated record
AUGAAACCGGGCAAAGAGCCGCAUGCUGCUCAGGAGCUGCGGGUUGGCCGCCCCUGUCUGGGUGGAGAAUCGUCUAGUCCACAUCCUCUAGCGUCGGUUCCUGUAGCAGAACUGAGGCUGGUGCUGCUGGGGAGGACGGGGUCUGGGAAGAGUGUAACAGGAAACACCAUCCUGGGCAGAGAGGAGAGGAACCAGGCUGCUACGUCUACAGCUACAUCUACAGCCACCCAGCAGAGUGAGAGCACACAGGGGGAGGUGGCUGGGAGGAAGGUGACUGUGGUGGACACGCCUGACUGGUUCUCUCCUGAACUGUCUCUGGAGAAGCUGAGACAGGACGUGGGACUCUGUGUCCGUCUGUCUGCUCCAGGACCCCACGCCUUCCUCCUGGUCAUACCUCUAAAGCAGCCUACAGGAGAGGAAAGAGGGAUGCUGGAGAAAAUGGAGGAGAUCUUUGGAGAGAGAUGUUGGAGAAACACAAUGAUCUUAUUCAGUGUUACUGAUGAACAUCAGAAGAAGAACAUUGAGGACUUUAUCCAAUCAGGAGACCAGGAGGUCCAGAGACUUGUAGAGAAAUGUGGGAACAGGUUUCACUGUCUCAACAUUAAUGAGAGUGGAGACGGUUCUCAGGUCUCAGAGCUGUUGGAGAAGGUAGAGAAGAUGGUGGAAGGAAGCAGAGAGAAUUUCUACAGCAGUGACAUCUACCUGGAGAGAGUAUCUCUGAUUAGAGCCAUAGAGGCAACGUUUCGAAAGACAAAAGAAGAGAAAAGAAAGAGAUAG